This is a messenger RNA of Plasmopara halstedii, 1023 nucleotides long. RefSeq lists its product as uncharacterized. Bases 1 to 1023 code for a protein of 340 amino acids. The record is from RefSeq and is a predicted model, not a curated record. The transcript is spliced from 3 exons. NCBI's taxonomy places the organism in Eukaryota, Oomycota, Peronosporomycetes, Peronosporales, Peronosporaceae.
AUGGCCCAAGGGCUUGAAAAAGCCCUUCUUGGGUUGUGGAACACGUCGACAGAUUUUUUUGCAGACUCCAGCGAAUUGUCUUGGAGUUCUUUUCACUCUCUUCGCGGCUUUCUACCUGGGUACGCUGUAAAUCUGGACGAUGACAAGAAGAUGCGCUCGAUGAAACAUUUUUUAGCGGAGCCUGGUUCUUUCUCGUUCUAUUGCACUCAAUACCCAGCUUCAUUUCUUGCAUGCUCUGGAGAUGACUUAAGUUUGAUGAGUGAUCGCCCUGCAAUCUCGACGUGGAUACUAUACAAUUACUUUCUACAGCGGAACUUUGUGAGGAACAAGUUCCCGGGUUUGGCCGAUUACGUACGCAACAAGACGAGGGAGAUGAUUUGUAAGGCAGCUGCAUAUGCGCAGUCGUCUCUUUCAUGGUCUGCAGCAGAGCAGGAUCUUGCACCUACGGCUCUGACGCUCGCUUAUUAUUCUCGCGAUGCUGAACCAAUUCAAGCCUUUGAUGAUAGCUAUAAAGGAUCAACUUUGGCUGCUGCCACUCUGCUCAACAUUUUGCUACCAGAAGCGAUCCCACCACCUAGUCCAGACACGCCACCCAUUGAUCAUCGUAACCUCUCUAUCAUUAUGUGCGUCGAGUUAGUGGUCGCGUUCGGAGUCGCUAUGAGCUGUUUUCUGUUUUCGGUAUAUUUUGUGGCCAAUCGACCACCUGACAAUAAAUUAUCUCCUGCUUCAACGACGCGACGAAGAGUAUUUGAAGCUCGUGACAAAACAGAUUGCUUCCGGGAAAAGUUGAUAGAACACGGACGGAUAAGCACUAGUGAUCCAUUGACUGGCCAAUUUUGCGUGCCGUCAUCAAUGAACUUUUCUCCGCGAUUGGGACACACGUCAGACGAGCUGGAGGAAUCGUUGAUUCUGGAAGAGGACACGCAUUAUGGGUCCUUUGAUGGAGCUGGACAGCGACCAAAGCCCCCAAAUGCAGCAUGGAAAACUGCGAAGAAAAUGCUAGCAGACAUUAGCCCCUGGUAA